GUGAGUUCCGACAGCUGCCAUUUUCCGCUGUCAUCGGUCUUAAUGCCACGUGUCAUUGUUAUUUUCUCUGCUGUUUUUGUUUUGUCUUGUUCCUUUUUUUCUCCGUCUACGCUUCUGCAUAUUCGAAUUCAACCAAACACGGCGCAAGAAACAGUUUAGCUUGCGAACACACUCACUCACUCACUCCACACUUUGCUCUCACUUACGCAUUCCUUAAUUUACUUAUUUAUUCUCAGCUUCCUGGGACUUCUUCUCUAGGGUUUGGUCUCAGCAAUCUGCCCUUUGCAAUUGUAAAAUGUUUAGCUUCUUCAUCAGGAAAGGCGUCAGAAAGAUCCUUAAGCGCAAAGACAGCGAUGCUGGCGAAAAAGGAAGAGCUUUGGAAGAUGUGAGAGCUUCUCUUUUUAAUCAAUUCCGUUCCUCCGAAGGUGCAAAGCGUCAACAGCAACGCAUAUGUGGUCCAGCUGUUGCACUUUCCUUCAAUUUUCUGGUUGCAGUUGGUAUUAUUUUCAUGAACAAAAUGGUGCUUCAAACUGUUAAAUUCAAAUUUCCUAUACUUCUUACACUAAUUCACUAUGUAGUGAGCUGGUUCUUCAUGGCAUUACUAAAAGCAUUUUCUCUCCUUCCGGCUUCUCCUUCCUCAAAAUCAACUCCAUUGUCUACUUUAUUUACUCUUGGAUUUGUUAUGUCUCUGUCCACGGGCUUUGCUAACGUCAGCUUGAAGUACAAUAGCAUUGGUUUCUAUCAGAUGGCAAAGAUUGCAGUGACACCAUCAAUAGUUUUUGCAGAAUUUGUAUUAUAUAGGAAGAAAGUUUCUUUCCCAAAGGCAUUAGCAUUAUCGGUGGUCUCUAUUGGUGUUGCUGUGGCAACUGUGACUGAUCUUCAGUUCCAUGUAUUUGGUGCUUGUGUAGCAUUGGCAUGGAUUGUUCCAAGUGCUGUAAACAAAAUCUUGUGGUCUAGGCUGCAGCAGCAAGAGAACUGGACUGCUUUGUCGCUAAUGUGGAAAACCACACCCAUUACUUUGAUUUUCCUGGCUGCUAUGUUACCCUGCUUAGACCCACCUGGUGUUCUUUCCUUUGACUGGAACUUCAGCAAUAGUUUGGUAAUUUUUGCAUCAGCUAUCCUUGGAUUCUUACUUCAGUGGUCUGGUGCUUUAGCACUUGGGGCUACAUCCGCCAUCUCCCACGUUGUCCUUGGACAAUUCAAGACCUGUGUCCUCCUUCUAGGAAACUAUUAUCUCUUUGGAUCCAAUCCUGGCAAAAUCAGUAUCUGUGGCGCUUUCAUGGCUAUUGCCGGUAUGUCUAUUUACACUUAUCUUAAUAUUAGGCAACAAUCAAACAAGCCAUCACCUCGACAGGCUUCCAUUUUACCAAAAUCUAAACUCAGCAAAGAAAAUGGCAGCACCCAUGAUGGACAUUAUGGUGCAGAAUCUGUCUAACUCCACAUUAAAUGCAGUUGUAUGGCACAUUAAGCAAACAUUUUGGUUCUUUUUAUUGUUUCUAGAUUCUGAUCUAACCAUCUUGGAUGCCCAUAGUGAUGUGUAAGCUACAAUACAUGAUCAAUAGAGGUACUUAGAUACAUGGGUCUCCCUAUUCCAGUUGCCAGCAACUGCUCUUAAGAGACUUGGAACACCAACUGUACAUAAUGAUUUGGUGGAUUCCUCGCUAGAACUGUUUUUUCCUUAGCCUUUUAUAGGAGUUCAAGCUGCAUGUUGUUGUAGCCUAGAACAAAAACUGGUAUUGCUCAUUUUUGGCAUUCACUAUUUUGCUGUAUUCGUCUUUGUAUGAUACGAAUCAACUUAUCUAUUA
Molecule: messenger RNA, 1805 nt
Organism: Vigna radiata var. radiata (mung bean)
Lineage: Eukaryota; Viridiplantae; Streptophyta; Magnoliopsida; Fabales; Fabaceae
Exons: 7
Coding region: 296-1435 (379 amino acids)
Cellular component (GO): Golgi apparatus
Molecular function (GO): UDP-xylose transmembrane transporter activity; antiporter activity
Source: RefSeq, a predicted model, not a curated record